AAGAGGCAAAACAAUCUUUUAUCCUCCUGACCGGGCGGCUUUUUGGGGCAGCGGCGGCGGCAGUGGUAGAAAACUUUACAUGUAGGCUAGGAUAUAAGUAAAGACACAGACAGUUCCCAUCAACUUGCGACAAUCCUAAUAAAUGUAUCUGACUCCAGCAAUUUGCACUAAAAUUUCUAGAAAGCUGGUUUUCUUUCUCCUGCUCGCCUUGUCUGAAUAUGGAGUCCAAAUAUAUUGUGGAGAAGUCGUCGGUUGGGACAGGAGCUGGCGGUGCGGACUUUAACUGUCGGACCGGCCGCUCGGUGCUCCGCGACACCCGGGUCCCUUCGGUGGAAAAAACCGGUUCCAUGUCGGCGUACACAAACGGGGCCGUGCCGUACAAAAACGUAAUGGACGGCGGCUUGGCGGCGGAGAUUAAAGGCGAGAGGACCCCUCUAAAAGGGAACGGGCUGUCUCUGGGUGGUCGGCUGUUGCACGACGUGGAAAAAAAUGGCCUGUUGGACCAAAAAGACACAGGUUCCACGGGGAUCCUGAAAAGGGCAAGCCCCACUCACUGCCUGGGUGUAAACGGGCAGUUGCCAGGUGGCUUUAUGCAUUUGGACAUCAGAAACCCUGGGAAGCAGCCAGACCCGACCAACAACUUCAGAGUAGCACAAGGGCAGAUCCUACCACAGACAGAGAGAUAUUCCCUCUCAUCAUCCCACAUCCCUGUCCCCAGAAACAGGAAGCCGUCAGGUCACGCUGAUAAGGAGGUGAUGGCUGCCACCGUCCUGACCUCACUGUCCACAUCACCUUUGGUGCAUUACCCUUCGUCUGCACCCACAGCCCCCGAGCCGGCCGGCAGAGCUUGGAAAGAGGUGCUGUCAGCUAGCUACAGCAGUUCGACCAGCGGCAACUGGAGCUGGGAUGCCAGUGACCAUUCAGUCCCCUCCACUCCGUCCCCACCACUUUUAAACGAUACAAACAAGAGCUUCCCGCUCUCGUCCCAGGGUGAUGAUGGCAGUGAGGAUGUCACAGAGAGCCCGCACUUCAUGUUUGAAGACCCCAUACCUCGGAAGCGAAAGAACUCAAUGAAGGUCAUGUUCAAGUGCUUGUGGAAGAACUGUGAAAAGGUCCUCAGCACCUCCUCAGGGAUCCAGCGACACAUCCGCACCAUCCACCUGGGGCGAAGCAGCGACUCUGACUACAGUGAUGGAGAAGAGGACUUCUACUACUCAGAGAUUGAGGUCAACAUGGACAGCCUCACGGAGGGCUUGUCCAACCUCACACCCACUUCCCCAACCACAGCCGGUCCGCCGCCCAUCUUCCCUCCACCGCUCACCGAUGUCCCUCACUCCAAGCACAUCAACAUGAAUGGUUCGCAGUGCCACGCCCCUUCACUGCUCAGUCAGUCAGCUCCCUCCACACUCUGCCACAUCCGCACUGACCAUGCCUACCAGGCCACCGCUCCAGUGAGUAUCCCAGUGGGUCCUGAGCUGGCUGGGAUAGGCAGUGGUAAUGGGAUCGGGCCUGGAACUGGGACUGGCAAUGGCAUCAGUGUGUCGUGGCAGUCCCCUCCUGUCAUUUUUAAAGGCAUCCCGGGGGCAACAACUCAUGUUCGUACAGUUAGCAUUGGAGAAAAGCGGCAGCCAGCACCUAGCUCACACGCCAUUGUUAACAAGAACCACCCACUGAUUAUGCCAUCACCUAAAUCAACACAAGGAGCCAGGAAACCCCGUGGGGAGGCGAAGAAGUGCCGAAAGGUGUACGGCAUGGAGAAGAGAGACAUGUGGUGCACAGCCUGUCGUUGGAAAAAGGCCUGUCAGAGAUUCACCGACUAAUAAAGUCCCCUUCCUCGGUCUGCGAUAUGAGCUCUUCCCCUCUAGGAGCGACAGCGAGGUGGACACUUCCACUGAGGAAAUAAGGGGAGUCUCUUCACAAUGGAGUUCUCAGCACUGCUUCCUCCAGCCCAGCAGUGGGUUUCGCCUUCACUCUUUUCCGUUUCCAAACACAAAGACAAAACAAAACUGAUGCUUCAAAACAAACAUUUUAAAAAAACUUCUCGAGAGAGAGAGAAAAAAAAUCUUUAUGCAGGUUUGGAUACUUUGUUCUAAGACUGAAACAUUUUCACUCUGUUGAGUUAAGGAAAAAAAAAAGAAACAUUUAAAUUCGAUUAUAAGCCUUUUGAUUUGAGUUUUUGUUUUCAAAUUGCUUCAACUCAAGGCAUUGUUUAAAGACUACAAAUAAGCUUUUGGGCAUGCUCUGUUGUUUAUCAGAAGAGCAUCAUGCAAGCUACUGUUUUUGAGUCGGAUCAUGGGUUAACACCUGAUGUGCUUUGUAAGACCUCUGUAGCAUAUCUGUUUCUCAGUGUCACUGUUUAAGGGACUCCAAACCUACCAGGUGCAAAAAGCCUGUUCACUUACAGCCAGCAGAUUUGGCGUAAGCUCUACCAUCUCUGUCUUCAGCAGUCUGGCUGACUGCAUGUCGAAAUGCGUUUUGUCCAGUAUCAAACAACUAGUUUGUUACACAGAUUCAGAGUAGCCAAACAGCUAUAUUUGUUUUGCAAAGCUGCACAAAAACCCUUCACACUAAGUGGUACAAAAAUAUUUCCUGUGAUGCACCAAAAUGUUUUCAAGAUAUGUAUUUCCCUCUGUUCUUCUCUCUACUUUUAGAAAUAUGCACCUUCUUUUAAAGUGUCACGGUAACAAAAAAAAGUGGACAUCUGUUUCUUAUACUGUGUAGUUUAUUUUCAGCAAUGAGUUGCUGAUGCAACAAGUAGAUUCACUGUGCAAUUGGCAGAGUUGCAGGAUUGAUUAUCAUCUGUCUUGCUUUGUGGUUGAGUUGAGGCUGAAAGGCUGAUAGUUUUUUCUUCUAACAGCUGAUGCUCUUAAAGAGAUUGUUUACCACGACGAUACGUGAAUGAGAACUGCCCUUUGAAACUUUAACUUACAGUCUGACUUAUUAUCUGACUUGAUUGCCACCUGAUGAUGACAAUCAGGCGCUCUAAUUCAUAUUCUUACAGUUUUAAGAGGACAGGUUACUCACUCUGCCAUAUUUGGAAUAGUUAGCAUUAACCAGCAUUGCACACCACAGUUAAUUUCAUAGGUCUGAAAUUAUCUUUUGCUCUGGUGUAACAUUUGGAAAUAAAUAAGCAGGAUUAAGUCAAGUCAGUGCGGGGCAGGGUUUUUGUAGAUUGACUGAUUUAUGUAAACAAUUAAUGUAGCAAUAUUUUACCAAAAUGAAGUCUUACUUUUCAGAUUAGGCCUAUAAGAGUAAAGGAGAGGCCAAGGUUUCCAUGCUUUAGAUAAAAUAUAAGUGGGAGAUUUUUAGAAGGUUAAAUUCUUUAUUGUUCUUUUUUCCCGCUCAACAUAGCCCCUUUAAGGACAUUUUACAUCACUACUGGAAAUUUAAAGUAAAUGGUUACGUCUUAAAAUCCCAUUUAUCUGAAAUAAGCAACAGAGAGCAAAAUAAAAACAAGAUAUUUUUUAGGUUGUCCCUGUUUAAAGGUUAACUAGCUUUAAAUUGUGAGCUUCAAUGGCAAAAAGCACUUAUAAUUGACAAAUAAAUGACAUGAGUAAUCUAUGUAGUGAUCUGUUUUUGAUAUUAAUAAAAAAAAAAAAAUCAGGAACAAUUGUUAAGAGUGCAUUAUUAUUUAUGCAUAUUCCCCUUCCCCGUUCAUAGUGUACAUCUCUCAUCAGGUUUCUCAGAGCUGGCUGAGGUAUUUUUUUUAGAUUUAGAUGACUGAGAUGAAAGAUAAUCUUCUAAAGAUACUUCCCAUUAACCAUUGAGCCAAAUAAAAGUGCCGACAUUCUUAGUGACAAAAUAAAGGUUUCUGGCAAAACUUCACCUACUUUCACAGAAAAGAAGGUGAAGUCUGAAAGUGAGUAAGGCGUCAUGAGCUCUUGUAGUUGACCCAUGUGUCAGGAUGUGACUGUUGAAAGUGUUGCUGGAUCUUCUGUGUAGUUUGUAAUAUCUCCUGUUCUUUGGACUGCUAAUUCUGAUACAACCCAACUCCAUUAGAAAGAAAAAACUUUUAACUGGUAACUUUUUUUUCUCUCAGAGACAUAAAACAGAUAUAUAUUUUUCCUUUUCUCUUUUUUUUUUUUUGAGAUUCAACUCUGUGUUUAUUGUUAGCAGAUUUUAUAUGCAGCUCGGCAGCAUGCCCUCGACUCUCUAAGCGACACUGCCUUUACCUGAUCUCAGUAGAAAUGUAUGACAAACAGAGUGCCUGUCCUCCGUAUGAGAAUGCAAUCUUUGAACUGUCUCCUUGACUGAGGUACAGGAUGACUUCAGACAUUUGUCGCCAUAGAAACACCUGUGCUGUCCUUUGUCAUCGCAGAGUCGUUGUUGGUUGAUGCCACAUUAGAGUGAGAGAAACAAUUACUUUAUCUCCUGAGUUCACUCACUUACAAAGAAAUGAACAGAUUUUUAUGGUAGUUACAUUUUAAUGGAGACAGACAGAAUAUCAACCAAAAAAUCCCAACAAAAAACCCACAUUACAUAAAAGUUUGCAUGUAAAACAUGACUUAGUACUCGAUGGACAAACCCUUGCUGACAAGCACAGCGGUAAGACGUUACUUGUAAUUGGUCACCAGGUUUGCACACAUCUCAGGAGAGAUUUUGGCUCACUCCUCUUUACAGAAACUCUAAAUCCACUCAGUUUUCUUGGCCUCUGUUUGGCACUUUAAAGCUCAAUUUCAGCUUCAGUUCCCUCCACAGAUUUUCUCUAGGACUGAGGUCUGGAGACUAGCUAGGCCACUCCAUUCAUUUGUUGCCUUGCCGGUAUAUUUUGGGUCAUUGUCAUGCUGCAAGACUCAUCCACGAGCCAUCUUCAGUGUUCUGGCUGACUGAUGGAGGCUCUCUUCCAAGAUUUUACAGUACACAUCCUUGUCCAUUGGCCCCUUUAAUGCGGUGAAGUUGCCCUGUGCUCUUAGCAGAAAGACAGCACCAAAGCAUAAUGUUUCCACCUCUGACUGUAGGGAUGGUUUUCUUUGAGUGAUACUCAGCAUUUCUGUUCCUCCAAACAUGACAGGUUGCGUUGAUGCCUCACUGCAGCACUUUCUCCAAAGCCUGCUGUGAAUCACUUAGAUGUUCACUGGCAAACUUAAGAUGGGUCUACGUGAGCAGGGGGACCUUGUAGGUGCUGCAACAUUUCAGUCUAUUACAGCGUACUAGUGUGUUACCAAUGGUAUUUUUGGUGACUGUGAUCCCAACUGUCUUCAGAUCAUUAACAAACUCUUCACGUGUAGUUUUGGGCUAAUCCACCACCUUUUUCAUGAUCAUCCUCACACUGUGAGGCAGGAUCCUGCAAGGAGCUCCAGACUGAGGGCGAUUGAGUCAUUUUAUAUUUCUUCCAUUUCCCAAAAAUCACACCAGCAGUUGUCACUUUCUCACCAACCUUCCUACUGAUGGUCUUGUAGCUCAUUCCAGCCUAGUGCAGGUCUAGUGCAGCCAAUCAGUGGAGAUAAAGGACUAUCUCUAACUGAUUGGCUGUAAUCUGUAUGCCACAUGGGCACAUAGCCAAUCUGUUGGAGCCUGAACUCUGGCUGGGUUGUAGUAGAUGCUUAUUUCACUCACUGAUUGCAAAUAAAUUUAUGAUGUUUAUGUAAUGUUGGUGUUUUUGGGGGGGGGGGGAUUUUUGUUUUGGUUUUUUUUUUUUUUUUGGUUGGUUGGUAUUCUCCCUUAAAAAUUAGCCACUGUUUAUUUCUUUGUAAGUGAGCAAACUUGUAAAUACAGCAAGGGAUGAAAUAAUAAUUUCCCCCACUGUGUAUGGUAGCACUUCCCCCUUCUAGCAUUAAACACACACGAGCACUUAUUGUUGUUAUUGAACAUUAAUUUCCCCACCUUUUAAAAGAAAAGCAUUAUUCCAGUGGCAUCUCACAUAAGCUAGGUCAGCAGGCCUCUAACGUCAGAAAAUUAACCAUUUCACCAAGUGCCAAUGAAGAGAACACAAAAAGGAAAAGAUAUACUGAACUAAUCAAGUUGCACUAGGUUGCACUGUGCAAAGACGCGUUUUUAUAACUGAAAAUUUUAUAUACGAAACUUUUUAAGUGAAAGGGGUAUUUUGUUUUGGGCGGGGUCGUGGGUGGGAGGCGUAUCGUCACUGCCUGAUGGAAUAAAUGGGGUGUCAGGGGCAGGGGUCGCGAACCUCUGCGGUUCCCCAUUAUUAGCACGUGAUCCUGAGAGUCAGUGUCUUGCACUCUGUGUCAGAGUUGUUGUACUAAACACGGCAGUGCUGCCAGCUUUAGGAGCGUGGUACUGGAAGUACAGUGAGGUACUCGGUAGUCACUUUGCCUUUCCUUGGAAGAGUGCCAAGGGAUGAACGCAGCACCAGCCUUGUCUCAGUGAUGGGAAAACACCAGUUUUAGCCAGUAGCUACACAUUAUCAGCUUGAUAACAAAUGCUUUACAGUGUUUUAUUGCCUGGAGUUUCUUUUCACAGUACAAUUUUUAUCCACAAAGCUCAGCCUUGUGCUUCCUUUACUUAAAAACAAGUUCCUGCUUCUUUACAUUUUGCUGAAAAAAGUAACAUGUACAUAUGUUAUUAGUGCUGGAUACCACUUUUUUAUUUUGUAUCCUUCGCUGAGCUUUGGGUUAGUGUCAAAUGCACCCCAUUUUAGCUCUUUCUCUCUCUCUCUCUCUCUCUCUCCUCCCCAUCCGCAGUGCAAGCACUUUCAGAUUCCACCAACGGCGGUUACAGGCCAGCGCUUUAGCUGGCAGAGAAUGGGACUUUUAGCACCUGUUAAGCUAGUAUGACCCUCUGCCUGCCACAGAGGCAGGUUUUUUGUUUUUUCUUAAGUUGCACUAAACUGGCGUGUGAGGGUAAGUCCCUAGACUUGUUUUAUUAGGAGUUUUGUUCUUUGGGUGAAUCUUGGGUAAAAACAUGGGAACAAAAUUGCUCUUGUGUUAGACAAGAGAACAUUUGUGGUGACAAGAUCAGCUAUUACCCCUUUUCAGCUACAUAAUGAGAGAUGGAGAUAGAAGUUGACUGUUUGUGGGUGUGCACAUUAGCAGUAGAUGGAAAGCAGUGACGAUAUAGAUGGUUUUGUGCAUUUUCAGGGCUUUUUUGUACAUAUGCAACAUAAAGAGAACCAUGAGGUUGUUGUGGGGUUUUUUUCAUAUAUCGCUUUUCUUUUGUUUGUUGUAACUGUCAUAUGAAAAGGAAUUUUUUUUUUACAGUACCGAAUGUUUUUCUUUCAUUUUUAAAGUUGUUUGAGAAGUUAUAGUGAACAGAUUCAAUGUAUAUUGUAGCUUAGAGGCAAAGGGGAGAAAAACAAAACAUGUUGAAUGUAAAACCUAUAAAAAAAAAAAAAGUAUAAAGUCUUUUUUUUGUUUUGUUCUUGUUGUUGUAAUAGUUGCUGGCUAGUUGGUAUUGGCCUGUAGUGAACCUUUAACAUGUCCUGAUUUUUGGUAUCCAAAUCUUUAACACCCACAGACAGCUGUUGCCGCAGUGCUAAAUCAUAUAAAAUGGCACGACCUUGCAGUAUUGCUUUACUAUCCUACUUUGUGCAAUGAAACGCUUUACAAUGGAACAAGAACUAACUUGCUUUUUGGUGACGUUCACACUGUUGCUGUUCUUUUACCCUGGCAUUUUUUUUUGUUUUUCUGUGUGGUUAUCAUUGUCAGAGGUGUUGUUUGUGGAUUUGAUGUUAAGUUUUUUGUUAGGCAGGAUAACCUUCAUCAUGGGGCACCAUGGAAAUUUUUGAUCCUGCCUUGCACAUUCCAAUAGAUGGCAUGCUUUUAGUGUCUUCCAACUUCUCACAUAAAAACAAACAAAAAACAAAAAAACAUAUCCUUUCCACUUCCUUUUUACUACAGCGAUUUUCCCGAUCACCUUUUCCACUUCCUGUUCUUGUCCUGUCCAGCUUUAUUGUGGUCACACCCAAGCCUUUACCCAGUAUAUUAAGCUAAACUAAACCCUUGAAAUGUGCAUCAGAAAGCCUUUGUUUUGCUGUUGUUUUGUUCUUUUUUUGUUUUUUUCAAUUACGUCAAAAUUGAUGUGGUGCUUUUGUGAAUGUCGUCUGUAAACCAGCAGCAGCAAAGCCAAUAGAUCUCCUUCCAAAUCAAAUGUAAUGCAUUGCAAUGGCAGCUCUACACAGUUCUCUGCUUCUUCUACUACUUUGCUGUGUUGUUUGUCUGGGAGUUUACUCCGUCUGUCACUUCUCUCAUCCGAUGACCUAUUUUUUCCCCGUACCAUCUCGUGUUUUUACUGAGCCUUACGCUGGCUGGCAUAAAAACCAACCUUGGCUUUUUAUUUCUCGAUUGAUUGAUUGAUUGUCUGGUUGAGUUUGAGGUUAUUUUGCAUGUCUAGUAUCGCUCAUUUCCCCCCCUUUUUUUCUUUUUCGUUAGGAGAUACAACACUGAAGGGUUUUAUGUGUUAGAUUUCCCCUCCAAGUAUCCAAUAACCCAAGGCUGAUGUAGUCUGUUUUUCACCAGAUGUAAAAAUGCUCAUUACAACCCAUAACACACACAAACACACAGUGCUAAGAGCAUUUUGUGGGAAACUUGACGUCAGUCUUGGGUCUUCACUGGAGGGCAAGAUUUCUCCUGUGUGUGGGCUUGGCCUCUGGUCCUCAUCAGCAGUCCCACGCACAUGGAGGAAGCACUUUCUGAGGAGUGGUGCACUCAAGGAGUAUUUGUGUGAAUGUCAAGCUCAUGACGAGAGCUUGGAAAGAUGGAUGAAACAUGUAUGAUGUCGAUAAUGUGAUCUCUGUGAUGUAAUGUGACAGAAAGGAAAAUAAAACCUAAAUGGAA
Messenger RNA from Maylandia zebra (zebra mbuna), 8732 nucleotides. RefSeq names its product SLC2A4 regulator (gene slc2a4rg). Lineage: Eukaryota; Metazoa; Chordata; Actinopteri; Cichliformes; Cichlidae. Gene Ontology annotation, biological process: regulation of transcription by RNA polymerase II. The record is from RefSeq and is a predicted model, not a curated record. Gene Ontology annotation, molecular function: DNA-binding transcription factor activity; RNA polymerase II cis-regulatory region sequence-specific DNA binding. Gene Ontology annotation, cellular component: nucleus.